AUGAAGGGUGUUUUGAGAUUUGAAAAGAAGGGAAAGCUAAGUCCACGUUUUGUAGGGCCAUUUAAGAUACUUGAGCAAAUUAGCCCCGUAGCUUAUCGUUUGACGUUGCCUCCGUUAUUUUUUGCAGUUCAUGAUGUAUUGCAUGUCUCUAUGUUGAGAAAUUAUGUAGCAGACUCGAUACAUAUAGUUGACUUUAAACCAUUGCAAAUUAAUGAGAAUUUGAGUUAUGAGGAACAACCCGUUGAGAUUUUGACAAGAGAGGUCAAACUACUUCCCAAUAGAGGAAUUGCACUGCUUAAAGUUCUUUGGCGAAACCACGAAGUUGAAGAGGCCAAAUGGAAAAGAGAGGAUGACAUGAGAGUUCAGUAUCCCGAGCUGUUCAAGGAUUCGAACUUUCGAGAACAAAAGUUUCUCAAAGGAAAGAAGAUUGUAACGCUCCAAAAUAUAAGGUAA
Messenger RNA from Cucumis melo (muskmelon), 453 nucleotides. RefSeq lists its product as uncharacterized. Lineage: Eukaryota; Viridiplantae; Streptophyta; Magnoliopsida; Cucurbitales; Cucurbitaceae. The record is from RefSeq and is a predicted model, not a curated record. The coding region runs from base 1 to 453 and encodes 150 amino acids. The transcript has a single exon.